Molecule: messenger RNA, 549 nt
Organism: Schizosaccharomyces cryophilus OY26
Lineage: Eukaryota; Fungi; Ascomycota; Schizosaccharomycetes; Schizosaccharomycetales; Schizosaccharomycetaceae
Product: U1 snRNP-associated protein Usp103
Exons: 3
Coding region: 1-549 (182 amino acids)
Biological process (GO): mRNA 5'-splice site recognition; mRNA splicing, via spliceosome; spliceosomal snRNP assembly
Cellular component (GO): U1 snRNP; nucleus
Molecular function (GO): pre-mRNA 5'-splice site binding; zinc ion binding
Source: RefSeq, a predicted model, not a curated record
AUGCCAAAAUAUUUAUGCGACUAUUGUCAGGUCUGGUUGACACACGACAGUCAAUCUGUUAGAAAAGCUCAUAAUGCAGGCCGCGCUCAUUUACAAAACGUCCAGGAUUAUUAUACGAGAGUUGCUCAAGAAGAGGCCCAGAAAAGACUUGAAGAAGAUUCAUCACGGGGCGGUUUAAAGGAGUCAAGCUCUUUGCAGCUGCCCUUAGCAUAUGCUUUUCCUCCUAAACUCUAUCAAUUUCAGUUUACUUACCCGCCGCCGCCUAAUAUUGUGCCAGCAAACGUUUAUAUGGCACCAAGAAGUUCAGUCCCAACUACUGCGCCUAUGCCGUAUAUUCCUGCUGCAACUACCUUCAACACACCAUAUCCUAAUGCUUCGACUACUACAGCGACAAUGCCUGUUGCAAAUGCAUCACCCGACGUCAAUGUCGCUCAGCCCUUUACGCAUAACGGUCCACGUCCUCGGACACUGAACAAUCCCCAAAUGACUGGAAAACAACAUCCCUAUCAUUAUAAAAAGCAAUCCUAUGCACGCUCAUCGAGAACUUGA